Dentiscutata erythropus is the source of this 208-nucleotide messenger RNA. The record is from the annotation of a GenBank genome assembly. NCBI's taxonomy places the organism in Eukaryota, Fungi, Glomeromycota, Glomeromycetes, Diversisporales, Gigasporaceae.
AUUUUACUGAAGAAGUUGAUAUUGAUAAUAUAUCAGAUUCAGAUAAUAAAAGCCAGCAAAGUAAUAAUAAUUAUGUUGAUAAAGAGAAUGUAAAUUCUUAUUUACAAAAUCCAAAAGUGUAUAAGGGCAGAGGUUAUUCGCCGGGUACUAAAAGACUCAAGUUGUCUUAUGAAGUUGUCAAGCCCUAUAAAAAAUGCGGAAAUGUUGG